GACUUCCAUGUUCGCGCUCUUUCUCGUGUCUGUUGUGGCAGAGGAGCGGCGUCCGGUCCGCUGGGGCAUUCUCGGCACGGGCAGCAUCGCCUCCGACUUUGGCCGCGUCCUCACCUCCAUGCGAGGCGACGCCGAAGUCGUCGCCGUUGGCUCGCGGAGCGGGGAUCGCGCGGCGGCGUUUGCGGCGGAGCUCGGGCUAGUGGGCGCGUGUGCGCACGGCUCGUACGAGGCGCUGGUUGCCGACCCCGCCGUCGACGUGGUGUACGUCGCGACGCCGUCGACGCGCCACGUCUCCGACUCGCUGCUCUGCCUGCGUGCGGGCAAGGCGGUUCUCUGCGAGAAGAGCAUGGCGCCGACGGCGGCAGAGGCGGCGGAGGUGCUCGCGCUCGCGCGGGAGCGCGGGCUCUUCUUCCUGCACGGCGUGUGGAGCCGCUUCUUCCCGGCGAUGCGGGCGCUGCGCGAGCUGCUCUCCUCCGGCGCCAUCGGAGACGUGACGUCUGCCCACGUCUCCUUUUGCCAGAACGACGGCGCCGGCUCCUGCUCCGCCCUCGCCGAGACGGGCGUCUACUGCGCCCAGUUCCUCUCGUGGGUCUUUGGCGGCGAGGAGGCCGCCGUCGUAGGCGCCGUCACGGAACGUGACCGGGGAAGCGGCCACGAUACGCACGUCGACGCGACGCUGCGUUGCGCCGGCGGCGGCGUCGGGAGCUUUGAAUGCUCGCUGAGGCACGCAUCUCCGCGCGAGGCCAUCAUCUGCGGCUCGCGCGGCGUCGUGCGGGUGCCGUACCCGUUCUGGUGCCCGACGCAGCUGCUGGUGCAGCCGAUGGGGGGCGCCGCGUCGCAAGCCUUUGGGGCGGAGAGCGAGACGAGUUUCCCCCUGCCCGACGGGCCGCGGGGUCCUUUCCACUUCGUCCACUCGGAGGGCCUUGCCUACGAGGCGGCCGCUGUCCACGCCGCCCUGCGCGCAGGCCGGCUGGAGGUGGCCGAGUUCGGGUCGGAAGAGUGCUUGCGCGUGAUGAAGCUGCUGGACGCGGUCGCGCGAUUCGGGGCGCGGUGAGAGGUGCUCCCGCCUCUUUUCGCGGUGGUACGGGCUGGGGUGUGGGUAUCCAUCGCGUCCGAGCUCUCGAACUGGUCGUUGUUUGUACUUGUAGAUUGGUCACCUGACCUGUGGGUGCAGACGACUACAGAACGAGAGGGAGCCGAUAGUUUGACGCAGGGGAGUCUAGGCGACGGUGGCGUCCUCCAACGCCGCGGCGAGCCUGAGCUUGGUCGGUGGCCGCUCGAACAAAACAGAAGAUUCUUAUAAACGC
Messenger RNA from Emiliania huxleyi CCMP1516, 1307 nucleotides. RefSeq lists its product as hypothetical. The coding region runs from base 8 to 1054 and encodes 348 amino acids. The transcript has 9 exons. The record is from RefSeq and is a predicted model, not a curated record. Gene Ontology annotation, molecular function: nucleotide binding. Lineage: Eukaryota; Haptophyta; Isochrysidales; Noelaerhabdaceae.